ACUGAAUCAACAUGGCCGCGGCUAGGGUGCUCGCAAGAGGUGUCCGAUUGGGUUCAUAUAGCAUCGGUAGAAGUCGCAGUUUAAUAUUUAACAAUGUACAGGGACGAGGAAUAGCAGCUUGCAUUGAUCCCUCUAUAGGACUCACAGAUGAACAAAAAGAGUUUCAAAAAGUGGCAUUUGACUUUGCUGCCAACGAGAUGGCACCACAUAUGGCAGAAUGGGACCUAAAGGAAAUUUUCCCUGUGGAGGCCAUGAGGAAAGCCGCCCAGCUGGGGUUUGGUGGGAUUUACGUGAACCCUGAUGUUGGGGGGUCUGGACUCUCUCGUCUGGACACCUCUAUCAUAUUUGAGGCUUUAUCCACAGGCUGUGUCAGCACUACCGCAUACAUCAGUAUUCACAAUGGUUGGAACUCGCAGCCAACCCGAGCCGUGAUAUUUGAGGACUGCGCUGUCCCAGUGACCAAUCGGCUUGGAGCAGAGGGGGAUGGCUUCAACAUUGCCAUGAAAGGCCUUAAUGGAGGCAGAAUUAAUAUUGCUUCUUGUUCCCUUGGAGCGGCUCACGCAUCUGUGCUUCUGGCCCGAGAUCACAUGUGUGUGCGGAAACAGUUUGGAGAAACACUAUCGAACAGCCAGUUCCUGCAGUUUAAGCUGGCUGAGAUGGCCACUAAGCUGGUAGCUUCUCGGCUGCUGGUGCGUCAGGCGGCAGUGGCUCUGCAGGAGGGUCGACCGGAGGCGGUCUCGCUCUGCUCAAUGGCCAAACUCUUCGUGACAGAUGAGUGUUUUUCAAUAUGUAACCAGGCCUUACAGAUACAUGGAGGUUAUGGUUACCUAAAGGACUAUGCAGUGCAGCAGUACGUCAGAGACAUUAGAGUACAUCAGAUAUUGGAGGGUACAAAUGAAGUGAUGAGGAUGAUCAUUGCAAGAAGUUUGCUCACUGAGUCAUGAUGCUCAUAAAUGGACUCCUUAACGGGACAAAACCGUUUGCGUCUUCAUUGUCUAAAAUGUUCAUCACAGAUAUAGGGUUAAGUGACCGUUAUAUAUUUAUAUGUCCCACAUGUGACUAUAGAGAUAACUGCUCUUUCACACUCCAGCGUCUGUUGAGUUUGAUCAUGAGAUGUCGACAGUAUUUUAUGCAGAAAGUUUGUGCCUUAAACUUGUGAAUUAGUAA
This is a messenger RNA of Sinocyclocheilus anshuiensis, 1167 nucleotides long. RefSeq names its product isobutyryl-CoA dehydrogenase, mitochondrial-like. The coding region runs from base 12 to 944 and encodes 310 amino acids. Gene Ontology annotation, molecular function: flavin adenine dinucleotide binding; oxidoreductase activity, acting on the CH-CH group of donors. The transcript is spliced from 9 exons. Lineage: Eukaryota; Metazoa; Chordata; Actinopteri; Cypriniformes; Cyprinidae. The record is from RefSeq and is a predicted model, not a curated record. Gene Ontology annotation, cellular component: mitochondrion.